Messenger RNA from Cryptosporidium muris RN66, 1512 nucleotides. RefSeq names its product citrate synthase I family protein. The coding region runs from base 1 to 1512 and encodes 503 amino acids. The transcript has a single exon. Lineage: Eukaryota; Apicomplexa; Conoidasida; Eucoccidiorida; Cryptosporidiidae. The record is from RefSeq and is a predicted model, not a curated record. Gene Ontology annotation, biological process: tricarboxylic acid cycle. Gene Ontology annotation, cellular component: cytoplasm.
AUGUCUUCAGUAUCUAAUUGUCCUCCUGUUUAUAACAAAUCACAUAUUACUUAUAUAUGUGAGAAUUGUAAUAAAGGUGUUAGUGUAAAUGAAGCAAAUUAUUUAAAAGAGUGUGCUAUAAUACGAUUACCUAAUAAUAAGGAAUAUCCAGUAAGGAUUUUAAAACCGACAAUUGGACCUGAUAUAAUUUUAGAUGUAAGAGAAUUUCAUUCUUCUUAUGGUAUCAUGUUAUAUGAUCCAGGAUAUACAUCUACUGCAUCUUGCUGUUCAGCAAUAACAUAUGUAAAUGGAGAAGAAGGUAUUUGUAUGUAUAGAGGAUAUAAGGUUGUUGAUUUAAUAAAUAGUGGAUAUGAUUAUCAAGAAGUGUGUUACUUAUUAUUAUAUGGUGAAUUACCGCAGGCUAGUAUGUUAAUUGCUUUUCAAAAACAGAUAGAGGAACAAAUUUUAAUUCAUGAAAAAUUAAGACAUAUUUAUGAUGGUUUUAUAACAGGGGCACAUCCAAUGUCAAUAUUAGGAUCUGUAACAGCUGCAAUGGCAAGUUUACAUGAUAAUCCACUAGAUAAUAGUGAUUGGGAAGAACGUGAAUUAGCUAUAAUUCGGAUUCUUGCUAAGAUGCCAACAAUGGUAGCAUGGGCUUAUAAAAAUUCAAUUGGAGAGCCUUUAAUAUAUCCAAGAGGAGAUUUGUCAUAUACUGAUAAUUUUUUACAUAUGAUGUUUACAACAACUAAACCCUAUGUUAGUGAUCCAAUGAAGACAAAGAUUUUAGAUACAUUUUUUAUUAUACAUGCAGAUCAUGAACAAAAUGCUUCUACAUCUACUGUUAGAACUGUAGGGAGUAGUAGGACAAAUCCAUAUACUUGUAUUAGUGCAGGAAUAGCAGCAUUAUGGGGAAGAGCUCAUGGAGGAGCUAAUGAAGCUGUAAUUCAUAUGCUAAGAGAAAUUGGUUGUAAAGAAAAUAUCAAUAAAUUUGUUGCAGAUGUUAAAUCUAGGAAAAAACGUUUAAUGGGAUUUGGGCAUAGAAUUUAUAAAAAUUAUGAUCCUAGAGCAAAAGUAAUGCGGAGUUUAUGUUUGGAAUGGUUUGAAAGAGUAGGAAAGAAAGACAUUCUAUUGGAAUUGGCGUUAGAAUUAGAAGAAGUAGCUUUAAAUGACGAUUAUUUUUUAGAAAGACGUUUAUAUCCAAAUGUAGACUAUUAUAGUGGAAUAUUACUACGUGCUAUUGGAAUUCCUGAAUAUAUGUUUACAUGUAUCUUUGCAUUAGGUCGAUGUGUAGGAUGGCUUGCUCAUUGGAAGGAAUUAGUUCAAGAUAGCCAUACUAGGAUAUGUAGACCUCGACAACUAUAUUUAGGCAAUGUUGAGAGAAAUGUUUCAGAAAAUGAUAGAAGUUUGCUAAGGAGGAGAUCUAGGGCUAGAUCUUUGGAAGAACCCUUUCAUAUAUUCCAAGCUAGAGAAGCAAAAAAAACUCAGUUAAUACAGCCUACUGAUUAUGAAUUUGAUGUAUGGGGUGAUAUCUGA